Messenger RNA from Sinocyclocheilus grahami, 4072 nucleotides. Its product is annotated as semaphorin-5B-like. Lineage: Eukaryota; Metazoa; Chordata; Actinopteri; Cypriniformes; Cyprinidae. Gene Ontology annotation, biological process: neural crest cell migration; positive regulation of cell migration; axon guidance. The record is from RefSeq and is a predicted model, not a curated record. The transcript has 14 exons. Gene Ontology annotation, cellular component: plasma membrane. Gene Ontology annotation, molecular function: chemorepellent activity; semaphorin receptor binding. The coding region runs from base 44 to 2302 and encodes 752 amino acids.
CAUUGCAGCCUCUGCCGUUUGUGCAUACAACCUCAGCGCUAUCAUGCAGGCUUUUAACGGGCCCUUUCGCUCCCAGGAGAACCCUCGCUCCACGUGGCUGCCUACCCCAAACCCCAUCCCUAACUUCCAGUGUGGGACCAUAGAGGAAGAAGGGCCUAAUGAAGGACUAACUGAACGCAGUCUGCAGGACGCCCAGCGGCUCUACCUCAUGAAUGACGUGGUUCAGCCUGUUUCUGUGGACCCGCUGGUUUGGCAGGAUGAUGUGCGGUUCUCUAAGUUGGUUGUUGACAUUGUACAGGGGCAGGAUACUUUGCACCACGUCAUGUACAUAGGCACAGAGUAUGGAACUAUUCUUAAGGCCCUGGCAACCACAAAUAAGAGCCUGCAAGGUUGCUACUUGGAGGAGAUGCAGCUCUUCCCUCCUGGUCUGCGCGAGCCAAUCCUGAGCCUUCAGAUUCUCCAUGGCGACAGGACUCUUUUUGUGGGCCUGAAUGACAAAGUGAUGAAGAUCCCUCUGGCGAGAUGCUCCAGCCACAAAACAGAAUUGAUGUGUUUGGAUGCAAGGGACCCUUACUGUGGUUGGGACCGAAAGCAGCGCCGUUGCACCACCAUAGAGGACAGCUCCAACAUGAGCCAGUGGUUCCAGAACAUCACUGCCUGCCCGCUGAGGAACCAAACCACAGAUGGUGCGUACGGACCCUGGGCUCCAUGGCAACCCUGCAGCCACAAUGACGGCGAAGGCACCAGCACAUGUCUCUGCAGAUCACGGGCAUGCGAUAGUCCGCCAUCUCGCUGCGGAGGUAAAAACUGCGAGGGGCCGACCAUUGAGGUGUCCAACUGUUCAAGGAAUGGAGGUUGGACACCCUGGUCGUCCUGGGGCCAGUGCAGCACAAGCUGUGAGAUUGGGUUUGAAGUCCGCCAGCGAUCCUGUAACAAUCCUUCGCCCAGGCAUGGCGGCCGAGUGUGUGUGGGGCAAAGCAGAGAACAGAGAUUCUGCAAUGAGAAGUUAUCGUGCCCUCAGCCCAUCUUUUGGUCAUCAUGGUCGCCCUGGUCCAAGUGCAGCUCAGAGUGUGGGGGAGGGGUGCACUCUCGCUCCAGGAACUGUGAGAAUGGAAAUAGCUGUCCAGGAUGUGCGCUGGAGUACCAGGCAUGUAAUCUGGAGUCCUGUCCAGAGGUGCGCCGAAACACCCCAUGGACCCCUUGGGUGCCGGUGAAUAUAACCCAGGGAGGGGCACGGCAAGAGCAAAGAGUUCGCUACAUCUGCCGGGCCCAACUGGCUGACCCUCAUGAGCUUCAACUGGGCAAGCGUAAAGUUGAGACACGCUUCUGCCCCAAUGACGGGACGGUAACCUGUGAAACAGACUCACUAGUUGAGGAGCUUCUCAAGACGCCUGGUGUGCGACUGACAGGCUCUGGCUGGUCAUCGUGGGACAUGUGGUCAGCUUGCACUCAGGACUGUGCCAAAGGCUACCGCACUCGCAAACGCACCUGCACCAGUGCAGAGGGCAAAAGCGUUCCCACUGCCUGCCGGGGCUCUCCAGUAGAAUAUCAGGACUGCAAUCCUCAGCCGUGUCAAGUUAACGGUGCCUGGUCUUGCUGGUCAUCAUGGUCGCAGUGCUCAGUGCCCUGUGGAGGUGGGCACUACCAACGAACACGCACAUGCACCAACCCCGUCCCUGGCAAUGGAGGGGACAUCUGCAUCGGCUUGCACACAGAGGAGGCUCUUUGCAACACGUACACCUGUGAUGGUGGGUGGAUGGCCUGGUCAUUGUGGUCUGAGUGCGAUGACUCGGGCCUGCAGCUGCGCAGUCGAGUGUGCGGGGCUCAGUCCACACCAUGUGUGGGAAACGGCUCUCAGCAACGAGACUGCAAUGAGAUCCCAGCCAUUCUACCGGCAUCUAGCUAUGAGAAGGACCAGCAGUGUGGGGGGUUCACUCUGCUUCACCUGAUAGCUACAGGCGUGUCGUGCUUCCUGGGUGCCGGUCUGCUGUCCUUCCUGGUGUAUGUGUACUGUCAGCGGUUCCACAAGCCCUCGCAGGAGUCUGCAGUCAUCCACCCCACCACUCCCAACCACCUCAACUACAAGGGCAACACCACACCAAAGAAUGAGAAAUACACACCCAUGGAGUUCAAGACUCUGAAUAAGAACAAUUUGCUGCCAGAUGAGAGGACCAACUACUUCCCUUCACCGCUUCAGCAGACGAACGUGUACACCACCACAUACUACCCCACAGCGCUGGGCAAAUAUGACUACCGGGCAGACUCCUCACCGUCUCCUUGCAGAACCUAUAACCACAGCUGAGGCACGUGUCCCAUCCGUAGCUUUAUCACCAUGGUGACAAGGCUGCUCCGUACAUCUCCUAAAACCCUCCACUUUCCCCACCCACACACUCUGCACCCGAUGAGGUGCUUGUUCCAACAUUCCAGCUGAUUUUUUCCCUAAGAUCUCUUCCCUGACGACCGGGUCACCUAAGUCCAUGCCUUACGGUGUCCAAUGAGGGGAAAGUCCAGUGAUUCAAACAGCACUUUUUAAAGAUUGUGUAGCUACACUGACUUUGAUAAACUGGUGUCUUGAUUGAUCGCUGCAGAACUCCUGUUACUGGAAAGAGGUUUUGCUGAAGCUCAAGGUGGGAAGACAAAAUUGUGCUGGCAUCCCGUACCACUCCAACAAUAUCCAUUACAGGAAAUGCAAUCUGCCACACUGUGGCAGUUCUUUUUGAAACUACAGAAGAAGAAUAGACGGACACCAGACAAAAGAGAGCAAUCAAUGGUGACAUUAUUAGGUUUGGUCAGAACGGCGGAAUUGUGUUACCUUUGGAUGUAAAUGUAAGGAUGUCCCACUGACUUCCAACCUUUGAGGGACAAAUCUCUGUCAAAAGAGGAUGGGUUGCAAGAUCAAUGCAUCUCCUGGGUGAAUCGUUCGGAACCAAGCUGCAGAAAAAAGAACAGCUUAAAAUAGGAUGCUAUUCAGAAUGGACUCUUAUCAGAACUGAAACAGAUUUUCAGCACGUUAAAAGGCCAGAAGAAUGCGUCAUUAUUUCCCUGAAAAGUCGAAAUGCCUUUUUUACUUGCGAAUGCAUGGGAAUCGAGGAAUAUUGCACCAACAUGGAAUAUGCUUAGGUCAGAAGCAAACAUGCUCUGCUCUGUUACUGUAAGUCCCGGUGGUCAUAUUAAAUAUGACUGGGUUCAAACUGAGACGGACUAUAUUUUAUUAUGAAAAAAUGUAGGAAAUAUUGAUAGCUUGGCACUUGUUUUAUACGGUUAUUUUAAAGAGGGAAUUAUUCAGCUGUUAUAGUAAAUAGAUGGACGAUAGAGUUUAUUUAAGAUAUGAGUACAAACAUUGACGGAGCUAUACUGAACAUAUUUUUUCUUAUUGUUUCCAGAUGGUAUAUUCCUAACCAUCAUCACAUUCAUCAGAGAUAUGAGCGAAGGCGUACACUCUUAUAUGAGCAUCAUAUAUUCAUAAAAUUGCCCAGAGAGUCAACUCAUGCAGAAAUGAUCAAUGGAUCACUGUCUUUUUCACAUCAAACAAUAUCUAAAAAAUGAAUCUUUGUGCAGCACUAUGUGCCUAACUCAGAUGUUAUUUUGCCCGUGUGUUGACAUGCUUCCCAGCGGCAUCACGCCCACAUUCCAGAUGCAACUCUCCAGUUAUCGAUAAAAACGAUUCAGGAAUGGCAACUGUCACCGGUAUCUAGUAUUUAUGGUAUGCUUGGUUUCUAAAGGGCAUUGAAAACUAAACUAAGAUAUUUUAUCAUGCUCGUCUAAUGAAUGCUAAGCCAGCCAUGCUUUCAGCUAAGCACGAGUACAUGGGUUGUAAAUAAGUGAUGUCCCACAGCGAAAAAAAGUAAUGCCAUGCAAAGAAUAGUAUAAUGUACAUGUAUAUUGUAAAGCUAACACUGUUUUUUAAACGCCUUAUAGUUGUAAAAUAAUAUGUGCAGCAGCUGUGUAAAUAUACCAACCGUAGGGAUUGUGUGGGGAUGGAGCCUGUCAGCGACAAGAGUUUGACUGCAAUAGAGAGACCAUCUCGUGGACCAACCCUGAUCGAUAACAUCAAAGAUUAUUCAUUAGAGUC